Molecule: messenger RNA, 2285 nt
Organism: Dermatophagoides farinae (American house dust mite)
Lineage: Eukaryota; Metazoa; Arthropoda; Arachnida; Sarcoptiformes; Pyroglyphidae
Source: RefSeq, a predicted model, not a curated record
CAUCAUCGGUUGGUUGAAAUUCAAACCGAAUUAGGACCGAUCACAGGCCUACGAAUUCGAACAUAUCUCAAUAAUCGAGCUAUUGGUUUUAUGGGCAUUCCAUAUGCAUUACCACCGAUUGGUAAUCUACGUUUUAAGAAACCAAUACCAUAUCCAAAAUGGUAUCCAAAAACAUUGACAGCCAAUGGUUAUAAACCAUGUUGUCCACAAUUAGAUAUUAAUGGUCUACCACAUGGUCAAGAAGAUUGUCUUUAUUUGAACGUAUUUGUACCGUUGGCUAACCUUCCACAGCAACAACAGAAUCCGAUCGGUAGACGCUUUCCAGUUAUGGUAUACAUUCAAGGAGAAUCAUUCGAAAAUGGUGAUGCAGCUCUCUAUGGUCCAGAAUAUCUACUCGAUUGGGAUGUUAUUGUCGUUACUUUCAAUUAUCGUUUGGGUAUACUUGGAUUUCUAAGCACUGGUGAUGAACAUGGUACUGGAAAUUGGGGUCUUUAUGAUCAAUUAUUGGUACUAAGAUGGAUUCAUGAUCACAUUGAAUCAUUCGGUGGUGAUCCAAGUCAAGUUACAUUGUUUGGUCAAGGAGCUGGUGCAUCAUCGGCCAUAUUGCAUCUAAUUUCGCCAUUAAGUACUGGACUAUUCAAUCGUGUAAUUGCACAAAGUGGAUCACCACUUUGUAGCUGGUCAAUGGAAUAUAAUGCAGCCAAUGUUGCCAUAGAAUUGGGCCGUAAAAUUGGCUGUCCAAUUCGUCGUGGAAACGCCGAAUUAAUCGAAUGUUUACGACGAGUGAAAUUGACCGUAUUGCUUAAAGAACAACAACAAGGAAAGAUAUUCGGUGAAUAUCCACACCAAUUUGUACCUGUUGUUGAAGAAGUGGGUGUUGCUCAUGAACGUCUUGUGCCGAAUGAACCACGACGGUUAAUAAGUCAAGGUCAUUAUCGACGUAUUCCAUUGAUGAUGGGAUAUAAUAAAGAUGAAACAGCAUUUCUUUAUCCACUCAUACUUAACAAACAGAUGAUUGGUGACCAAGUCGGAAAUCUACGAACAUAUUUAGAGGAAAAACUUUUACCACGAUUUAUACGUGCUACAAUUCUAUUGAAUAAUGGUGGAAAAAACACUGCCUAUGAAAUGAUUGGAAAUAAUGCCUAUAAGCUGAAAACAGCAAUCAAAGAUUAUGAACAUGAUAUACAGCAGAAUAUUUUGUUCAAAUAUUUUAAUUUUCUAAAUAGUAAAAAUUAUCCUGAAAUGGCUUUUCGAUUUGUCAAUAUGAGCACCGAUGCUUUAUAUGGAUCUUGUAUCGAUGAAACAUUGAGAUUAUAUUCAACAGCUGCAACAUCAUCCAAACAAAAUCUUAAUGUUAUGGGUCAUUUCCUUUCGUUACCAUUCACAAAUAUUACUUAUAAAUAUGUAUUUGGUUAUCGUGGACGUAAUUCAAUGUUAAAUCUAAUAUUACAAGGUAAUCAUCGUCAACUAAUCGGUUAUAAUAAUAGAGGUUUAAUGUGGUGGCCAUCAAAUAAUAAUCAAGAAUUUGAUCCAACAUCCAAUGCCGUUUGUCAUGGUGAUGAAUUAUUUUAUUUAUUCAAUUUAAAAUUUUCAACACGAAAACCACAAGAUAAUCGUGAUGCAUUGAUACAACGACGAUUAUUACAUCUAUGGACUGAUUUUGCCAAACAUGGAUUUGCCCCAUUUAUACCAAGUUUGGAUACACCAUUUUGGCCACCAUAUACAAUACAAAGGCCAACUACAUAUUUGAUUGAAGAAAAAUUAUUACCCGUUGAUUCAUAUCAUGAUUCUGCAACACAUUUUUGGAUACGUUAUUUACCAUCAAUUAGUUCAUCGUCGAUUACAUCAGCAUCGAUCAUUGAUCGUACGAAAUCCAAUUCAAAAUGGCAUCAAUCGAAUAAUAAUAUAAAUAAUAAUAAUGGCCGUAGUCAACAAUCGGAUAGCAGUAGUAGUAUACGUUCGAUGACAAAACUACGAACAUUUGCAUGGUCAAUGUUAGCCUUAUCCCUAACAUUAUUCGUUUUAAUUAUCAUUUUAAUGUUAUUAUUAAUUCAUCAACGACGUCGGCAAUCAUUUUCUGCUGAAACAUCACAUGUUUAUAAUUGUGGCCAUACAUCAGCAAAAACAUUAGCACAUGUACUUGCAUCACGUCGUGCAUCAUCAUCAUCCGGAUUGUAUUGAAAUUUUAUAACAAAAAAUGUUUGAAAAAUUUUCAUUCCUGUACAGAAUAUAAAAAAAAAUAAUUUUUUUUUUCAAAGUAAAACUUGACCAUAAUUGAUAAUAGA